UCGCGGGCUGCUGCCGUCCGGGGAGCGGCUCCCGGGGGAAAGACACCUCGGCUUCUGGGACGGAGAGACAGUGAAACAGGAGGCCUUCCACAGCAGCGGAUCGUUCCUCUUCAUCCCCUCGAGCACUCUUCAGGUCGGACUGCAAUGAGUGGACUGAGGUCUCCUAGGCUGCUAGGGCUGGUACUCUUAAUGCUCUCAGCAGGAUAUUGCAAAGAGAAAACUGACUCCACAGAUUUGAAGGACAAGCAAAGUCUCCUAAAUCUGAUCAUGGAGAUCAUUCAGGAACUGAAAAGGUACCACCUGGAGAAGGAGAGUGGGCUGCAGUACUUCUCCAAGCAUGACUAUAACUUGGAUCGAAGGGAAGUGGCUGACUACGGAGGAUACCAGGAUGAGCAGAGAGUUGAAAUAGUUCCCAGAGAUCUGAGGAUGAAAGACAAGUUCUUAAAGCAUUUAACAGGUCCACUCUACUUUAGCCCAAAAUGCAGUAAACACUUUCAUCGGCUUUAUCAUAAUACAAGGGACUGCACCAUCCCAGCAUACUAUAAAAGAUGUGCCAGGCUUCUUACUCGGUUGGCAGUAAGCCCAAUGUGCAUGGAAGGAUAAAGAUGUUAUUACCAUGACAAGAAACACCAAGAACCAAGAGAAGUGCCUUGGAAACCAACAGGGAAAUAGAACUUACUACCUUUUAGCAAAUUCCAUUGUGAACAAGAGAUUUAUUUUUGCAGAUGGAGACUACUUCCCAUAAUUCUUUUAACAUGCAUUUUGUAUGCCAUCAAGUUUGCAGACUGACAUUCUUUACAGUAGCAUAACAGCCAGUAGUAUUUAAUGCUCCAUAUUUAAAAACACACUUUACAAUUGAUGUGUAAUGCUGCAAAAAAUGAUGUAAACACAAGUAUUUCACCAAGAAAAUUGAUGUUCUAUUGCUUAAUUCUAAAAUUUUAAGGAAUGUUUGUUUGUAUAUCUAGAACUACUAAAGAUCUGCUCCACGGUAGUUGUGGUCACUUGAUACCCUUCAUGCUUAUGCAAUUUUUUUAAAAGUUUGGUUAAAACAGACUUGCAUUGGGGUCACAUUGUACCCUGGGAGUACAAACUGCAUGACAAACAGAAAUGUAAUUCCAAGUAGACAUACUUUUUGGGACAGUGGAGCAUGGAUUUUGUACACAAACACAAGCUGCCAUUAAUUUACUUUAUAUAAUAAAUGUAUAAAACAUUCCAGUGAACGUGCAAUAUGUAAAUACUGUAAAUAACGAGCAUAAGUAAUAAAGUGUUUGGU
This is a messenger RNA of Myiozetetes cayanensis, 1273 nucleotides long. RefSeq names its product ALK and LTK ligand 2 (gene ALKAL2). Bases 145 to 603 code for a protein of 152 amino acids. NCBI's taxonomy places the organism in Eukaryota, Metazoa, Chordata, Aves, Passeriformes, Tyrannidae. Gene Ontology annotation, biological process: positive regulation of ERK5 cascade; positive regulation of ERK1 and ERK2 cascade. The transcript is spliced from 6 exons. Gene Ontology annotation, molecular function: receptor tyrosine kinase binding; receptor signaling protein tyrosine kinase activator activity. The record is from RefSeq and is a predicted model, not a curated record.